AGCCGCGGAUUUGAUUUUACGCAGCUAACAAGCUAGCGCGUACUACAGUAACGUUACUACAGUUUGACACAUUGUUUUGUUUUUCUGUCUCUAAGAAUGAAACACCUUUGAUAGUCAAAACGUCGACUUAAAAACAAUCAAAAUGAAUCUCGACAGACUUCGGAAGCGAGUGCGGCAGUACAUCGACCAGCAACAGUAUCAAAGUGCUCUGUUUUGGGCCGACAAGAUAGCAUCCCUCUCUCGCGAGGAUCCACAGGAUAUCUACUGGCUAGCUCAGUGCCUUUACUUGACCUCACAGUACCACAGAGCCUCCCAUGCCCUCCGUUCACGAAAACUUGACAAGCUGUAUGGAGCUUGUCAGUAUCUUGCUGCUAGGUGCCAUUAUGCUGCCAAAGAGUUCCAGCAGGCCUUGGAUAUCCUGGAUGCAGAGGAGCCAGCUUGUAAGAAGCUGCUGGACAGUAGUGGGAAGGAGGACAGUGGGACAACAGAGUCAACCAAGGACUGGGACAUGUCCCCUGCUUCUAUCAACAGCUCCAUCUGCCUCCUGCGGGGUAAGAUCUAUGAUGCCAUGGACAACAGGCCACUGGCCACCUCCAGCUACAAAGAGGCCUUGAAACUGGAUGUGUACUGCUUUGAAGCCUUUGACCUUUUAACUUCACACCACAUGUUGACUGCACAGGAAGAGAAAGACUUCCUCGACUCACUUCCUCUGAGUCAACAGUGCACCGAAGAAGAGGAGGAGCUGUUGCACUUCCUAUUUGAGAAUAAGUUAAAGAAGUAUAACAAGCCCAGUGAUUUGGUGGUGCCAGAGAUGGUCAAUGGUCUUCAGGACAACUUGGAUGUAGUGGUGUCUCUUGCUGAGAGGCAUUAUUAUAACUGUGAUUUCAAGAUGUGCUACAAACUCACAUCAAUGGUGAUGGUUAAAGAUCCCUUCCAUGCCAACUGUCUGCCAGUCCACAUAGGAACUCUGGUAGAGCUCGGAAAAGCAAAUGAGUUGUUUUACCUCUCGCACAAACUUGUAGACUUGUAUCCCAACAACCCAGUUUCCUGGUUUGCUGUUGGGUGCUAUUAUCUCAUGGUUGGCCAUAAAAACGAACAUGCUCGGCGCUACCUUAGCAAAGCCACCACCCUGGAGAGGACAUAUGGUCCUGCAUGGAUUGCCUAUGGUCAUUCAUUUGCAGUAGAAAGUGAGCAUGACCAAGCCAUGGCUGCCUACUUCACUGCUGCCCAGCUGAUGAAAGGGUGUCACUUACCCAUGCUGUACAUUGGCCUAGAGUACGGUCUGACCAACAACUCCAAGCUAGCAGAACGUUUCUUCAGCCAGGCUCUGAGUAUCGCUCCAGAGGACCCAUUUGUCAUACACGAAGUGGCAGUGGUUGCCUUUCAAAACGGAGACUGGAAGACAGCAGAGCGGUUAUUUCUUGACGCAAUGGAGAAGAUCAAAGCCAUAGGGAAUGAGGUAACAGUGGACAAAUGGGAGCCUUUGUUAAACAACUUGGGCCAUGUGUGUCGAAAAUUGAAAAAGUACGACCAGGCUCUGGAGUACCACCGUCAGGCACUGGUGUUAAUCCCUCAGCAUGCCUCCACCUAUGCUGCCAUAGGAUAUGUGCACAGCCUCAUGGGCGACUUUGAGAGUGCGAUUGACUACUUCCAUACGGCACUUGGACUGAAAAGGGACGACACGUUUUCUGUGACAAUGCUUGGCCACUGCAUUGAGAUGUACAUUGGUGACACAGAUGCCUACAUAGGCACCGACCUCAAUGACAAGGUGCGAGGAAGCUUGAACACUCCGGCACUGAUGAAGAUGCUGAACACAUCAGAACCCAGCGAGCUUCUAGCCACGCCAAGACUGGAGGACACCAGCAUUGCGUCCUUGGAAACGCCACUGUCAAAUCAGGACAAGAUGAUGCUGGAAACACCCCUGCGACUCUCUUUAACCUUGGAGUGUGACAUGUAUGAAAGCGACGUGAUGUUAGAGACCUUGUCCGACACCAGCACGUGAUUGCAUCCUGUCAAGGGGUGGAACUGUUGUAGCAACAGGUCGUCUUAGGUACACAUAUCCAAGCCCAAGAACAACUUUCAAACCUAAACUUGGGCACUUCUCCUCCACCAAAGGUUUCUUGUGGAUUUCCCUUCUUGUGCAUUAGAUAUGGCUGUGUUGUGUAGUGUGUUGUUGUGUAGCAUAAAAGUGGGUGAGUGAAUUUAUGUACAGCACCUGCUGUACAUCAGAUCAAUUUAGCAAGAAUGCACUUUUAAAGGGGAAUUAACAUGUGCCUUGGUUAAGGGGUUGAGAAUGAAGAUUGGACGUUGGGUUAAGCCUGAAGUCACUGGGAAGAUGUGAUACUUUGACACUUGAUUGAACGGAGCAAACACAGCCGUACGCCUCAUCUCACUAUUAAAAGACUAAAGUCACUUAUUACUGCCUAUGGCAGGACCUUCCGUGUUGCUUAACCUGUGGAUUUUCACCUUGAAUAAAGAGCCAGCUCAAGACAAGCAGUUUGGGUGAAAACAGUUACUGGUAAUUAAA
Molecule: messenger RNA, 2527 nt
Organism: Scomber scombrus (Atlantic mackerel)
Lineage: Eukaryota; Metazoa; Chordata; Actinopteri; Scombriformes; Scombridae
Gene: cdc16
Product: cell division cycle 16 homolog (S. cerevisiae)
Exons: 18
Coding region: 143-2002 (619 amino acids)
Biological process (GO): cell division
Molecular function (GO): protein binding
Source: RefSeq, a predicted model, not a curated record